Molecule: messenger RNA, 1225 nt
Organism: Pan troglodytes (chimpanzee)
Lineage: Eukaryota; Metazoa; Chordata; Mammalia; Primates; Hominidae
Gene: REG4
Product: regenerating family member 4
Exons: 6
Coding region: 147-623 (158 amino acids)
Source: RefSeq, a predicted model, not a curated record
ACUGGAGACACUGAAGAAGGCAGGGGCCCUUAGAGUCUUGGUUGCCAAACAGAUUUGCAGAUCAAGGAGAACCCAGGAGUUUCAAAGAAGCGCUAGUAAGGUCUCUGAGAUCCUUGCACUAGCUACAUCCUCAGGGUAGGAGGAAGAUGGCUUCCAGAAGCAUGCGGCUGCUCCUAUUGCUGAGCUGCCUGGCCAAAACAGGAGUCCUGGGUGAUAUCAUCAUGAGACCCAGCUGUGCUCCUGGAUGGUUUUACCACAAGUCCAAUUGCUAUGGUUACUUCAGGAAGCUGAGGAACUGGUCUGAUGCCGAGCUCGAGUGUCAGUCUUACGGAAACGGAGCCCACCUGGCAUCUAUCCUGAGUUUAAAGGAAGCCAGCACCAUAGCAGAGUACAUAAGUGGCUAUCAGAGAAGCCAGCCGAUAUGGAUUGGCCUGCACGACCCACAGAAGAGGCAGCAGUGGCAGUGGAUUGAUGGGGCCAUGUAUCUGUACAGAUCCUGGUCUGGCAAGUCCAUGGGUGGGAACAAGCACUGUGCUGAUAUGAGCUCCAAUAACAACUUUUUAACUUGGAGCAGCAACGAAUGCAACAAGCGCCAACACUUCCUGUGCAAGUACCGACCAUAGAGCAAGAAUCAAGAUUCUGCUAACUCCUGCACAGCCCCGUCCUCUUCCUUUCUGCUAGCCUGGCUAAAUCUGCUCAUUAUUUCAGAGGGGAAACCUAGCAAACUAAGAGUAAUAAGGGCCCUACUACACUGGCUUUUUUAGGCUUAGAGACAGAAACUUUAGCAUUGGCCCAAGUAGUGGCUUCUAGCUCUAAAUGUUUGCCCCGCCAUCCCUUUCCACAGUAUCCUUCUUCCCUCCUCCCCUGUCACUGGCUGUCUCGAGCAGUCUAGAAGAGUGCAUCUCCAGCCUAUGAAACAGCUGGGUCUUUGGCCAUAAGAAGUAAAGAUUUGAAGACAGAAGGAAGAAACUCAGGAGUAAGCUUCUAGCCCCCUUCAGCUUCUACACCCUUCUGCCCUCUCUCCAUUGCCUGCACCCCACCCCAGCCACUCAACUCCUGCUUGUUUUUCCUUUGGCCAUGGGAAGGUUUACCAGUAGAAUCCUUGCUAGGUUGAUGUGGGCCAUACAUUCCUUUAAUAAACCAUUGUGUACAUAAGAGGUUGCUGUGUUCCAGUUCAGUAAUGGUGAAUGUGGAAAAGUGAAAUAAGACCAAGAAAUACACCCAA